AGUAGUUUUCCACGCCAUGAGGCCAACCCCGUUUGAAAAUAAUGAACAUCCAGGGGCGUCUGGCGGUGGACGAUAAGCGUCCAUAACGGGGCGAUAAAUCGAAAAGUGCAUCGGCUCGUGAAAAGGGCCCCUGGUGCUCGAGAGCGUCACGGACUCCGUAGAUUCUGAAAAAGCUUCUGCGCACAAGGACUCCCCGGCCGCGAGCGCUAUAAAAGCUCGAUCGGGACUGGUUCGCUUUCCAGUCACGUAUAUACACCUCUGUUUCUCCGUUAUCGGGAGCCGGAAUUUCGAAAGGGUUGGUCCGCGAACCCAUCCGCGACGGUCGAUAUUUUAGUUUUAUUUCCUUCGAGGAUCGUUCGACCGAUAACAAAAUGGGAAAAACAAACCGAGGACUCGAACGGUAGCGACCGCCCGGAACCACUGGACCGCUGGUGGUCGUUUGUCGCGCGCCUCGCUUCCGGAAUCUCGUUUCGACCGCCACGAUGACGAUGUUCGAAACUAUGAAGUACUCCCGCCUGAUUCCUGUCGUUGUCGUCUACCUGAGCCUCUUCCUGGAUAACGUUUUGCUCACGGUUGUCGUGCCGAUUAUUCCCGAUUACCUCUGCACCAUCGACGAAAACUCGACAAGCGCCGAGAACGAUGAAAACGGACGUGUGGGAUUAUUGCUGAGCUCGAAGGCGUUGGUACAAUUAAUACUAAAUCCAGCGGUGGGCACUCUAACCGGUACCCUGGGAUAUACCAAGCCAUUGUUCCUCGGGAAUCUAAGUCUCCUGCUGGCAGCUAUGCUGUUCGCGUUUGGGCAGACUUACGAGGUCCUCUUCUUGGCGAGAAGCGUCCAGGGUAUAUCCUCCGCGUGCAUAGGAGUGUCCGGGAUGUCGCUGGUAGCCUCUCAGUAUCCGGACGAGGAGAAAAGGUCGAAGAUCAUGGGGUUCGUCCUGGGAAGCAUCGCUCUAGGCGUUCUGGUGGGUUAUCCCAUUGGCUCGGUCCUCUACGACCUCGAAGGAAAAAUGGCGCCCUUCUUGCUGGUGUCCUGUUUCAUCGUCGUCGCCAUAUGCUUGCAAAUUUUAGCGAUGGACAUCGAGACGAAGGUCGAAUCUCGGGAACAAGAAACGUCCUGGACACACCUGCUCUCCGAUCCGCAUAUACUCAUCAUCUUCGGUGCCAUAUGGUGCUCGACCUCACCGAUGGCAAUCUUGGAGUCCUGCCUGCCAAUAUGGCUGCAAACUCGCAUAAAACCGAAGAAAUGGCAGCUAGGAACAGUGUUCAUUCCAGACAGCGUGGGGUACCUGAUCGGGACGAAUUUCUUCAGCAUGAUCGCCUAUCGCUACGGCCGUAGCAAAGUCGCUGUUUUGGCCAUGUUGGUCGUUGGCACCAGCGCCAUCUUGAUUCCGUCGGCCAGUACUAUGUCGCAGCUGAUAAUCCCACACUUGGGAAUGGGCCUGGGCAUCGGAGUGGCUGACGCAGCUCUGGUGCCACUGUUGGCCAGCCUGGUGGACCAAAAUGGCGACUACGGUCCUGUUUACUCCAUUCAACAAGUGGCUGUUAGCCUGGCUUAUUCGCUUGGGCCAAUUUUGGGAAGCGAAAUGGUGAAAGCGAUCGGUUUCCAAUGGGUGAUGGGGAUCAUCGGUCUGAUAAACAUUGGCUAUUGUCCACUGUUAAUAUAUCUGGCCCUCGAAAGGCGGAAAUUACUGACGCAGGACGACGACAAGAGUGAUUACGACACUUUUCAGAAAUCGGUGACCAAGUACGAGCGAUUUCAAGACUCCGACGACGAUCUUUGAUCGCUCGUGUUGCUCCGACAACUUCAAUUGUUCGAGCUAAUCAAAGAGAAGACAUUUAUGUAAAUUCCUCGGGGAAAUUAUUAACGUUGCGGAGC
Colletes gigas is the source of this 1876-nucleotide messenger RNA. Its product is annotated as synaptic vesicular amine transporter. The transcript has 7 exons. Lineage: Eukaryota; Metazoa; Arthropoda; Insecta; Hymenoptera; Colletidae. The record is from RefSeq and is a predicted model, not a curated record. Gene Ontology annotation, cellular component: terminal bouton; synaptic vesicle membrane. Gene Ontology annotation, molecular function: serotonin:sodium:chloride symporter activity. Bases 483 to 1781 code for a protein of 432 amino acids. Gene Ontology annotation, biological process: aminergic neurotransmitter loading into synaptic vesicle; transmembrane transport.